Molecule: messenger RNA, 1920 nt
Organism: Carica papaya (papaya)
Lineage: Eukaryota; Viridiplantae; Streptophyta; Magnoliopsida; Brassicales; Caricaceae
Source: RefSeq, a predicted model, not a curated record
AACAGCAAGAAACAUAAAAUUUGAAAAAUCUUCCGGUUAAAAUCAUAAAACCCAAUCUCUCAAGAAGAAACGCUCUCUGUUCGAUUGAAAUCAAAGAAAGAUUGCAGGUACCAGGUUCCGAUUAUCUUCCAAAGGUAGGUAAUCCUGUUGUAUGUCUGUGGCAGUGCUGAAGUUCCAUACGUAAAAUGUCAACUAGAUCCAGUAGUAGCUCCAGGAGUGAUGCCGAUAACUUUUUUGAUGUUGAGGAACUCUUACAAAUUGGGACAAGAUGCAGAGAGCUACGGAAAGAAAAGGAUAUGUUGAGAGAGUCACAAUCCCAGAGUUUUGAACUAAUCAGGAAAUUGGAAUUACAUGAAAAGUCAUUAUCAGAAGCUCGUCUAGAAGAUAAGAAGCACAUCCAAGAGUUGGAAAGAGAGCUCAAGAACUGCUCUCAAGAAAUAGAUUACCUGCAAGACCAACUAAAUGCGAGCAACACAGAGGUAAACUAUUUAAGUGAGCAUGUUUGGAGGCUUGAGUCGAAGUUAGCAGACAUGGAAAUUUUACAGGAUCAAAUUAACCACUUGAGAAAUGAGCUAAGGAAAUCUACUUCUCGGAAUUUCCAGUUGGUGCAAGAACUCAAGAGUAAAGAAGUAGAGCUGCAACACUCAAGAUCAUGCAUAGAGAAACUUGAAGAGUCUAUUUCAGUUUUAUCACUAGAGUCCCAAUGUGAAAUAGAGAGUAUGAAGCUUGAAAUACUGGCUCUAGAGCAGACUUACUUUGAAUCUGAGAAAGUGCAAGAAGAAAAUGUUCAAGAAAAAGCUCGGAUGAGUGAGUUAAUUGAAGAGCUUCAGGUUAAAUGUCAGAAUGCACAAGAAAACAUUAAAUAUUUAGAUGAAGAAAACAAAGAGGUGAGACAGAGGCUUGUUAUAUCUGAAAUGAAUGCUAAAGCUUUCUGUCAAAAAAUCGAAUUAUGGCUGGAAAACAAUGAUAAAGCAGAGGUGGAAACAGAGAGCAAGCUGACUAUAUCAGAAGAAAUGAGAAGCACCUGCGGUGAAGCUUUGAAUGCAGUCCUUUCCAAAUUGGCAUUAGUACUGGCAUCAGGUGGAGAUUUUAAGGAAAAGUUGGAGAGUGUCUCUCUUAAGAUGAGUGAAUAUGAACUUCAUGUUAAGAAGCUCAAGGAUGAAUUGAGAGAGGAGAAAUUGAAAGCAAAGGAAGAAGCAGAAGACCUAGCGCAAGAAAUGGCUGAACUCAGAUACAAAAUGACAGGUUUGCUUGAAGAGGAGUGUAAGCGUCGAGCUUGCAUAGAACAAGCAUCAUUACUCAGAAUAGCUGAGUUAGAGGCACAGAUUAAGAAGGAACAGAAGAAAUUCUUUUCUGCUGUUGGGCAACUUCACGAAACAUAGAAAUUGAAUCAACAUGAAGUCUGGAGAUUGAUAACUGGAAGCUGUUGAUAAGAGUAAUGCAGAUGGAACGUAGCCUUGAUGUGUUGUGUUUCUAACAUGUUGAAGGAUGUCCCGGGUCCGGCUCUGGAGGUUGCAUUGAAAAAGAUGCUUUAGAUACUGAAACUCCUCUAUUUUGUUAACUGCUUGAUGCAUUGCACCUCAUGGGGCAGUCUCAUGUACCAAGGUUGGUGCUGCAUGACUAAGGACUGAGUGUUGGCUUCUGGUGCAAGAGUCUAAUGGAAGGUUAAGCUUGAAAACCAUACUUGGUAGAACCUGCCUGAGACAUACAUGCUUGCAGUAUUUCUAUUUAUAGGAGUUUCAUAUCUGAUUAUCAGAUGUGAAUUUAAGAUUUUUCAUUUCAUUCACAUCUCUUCAGAAGAAAGAGCUAGUGCUUCUAGCUUUGUGUAAAGAAAGUGAAAUCUGUCUUGUGUGUCAAGUAUACUGUAUAUUAUUGGUGAUGUUCAAAUUUCUGUGAAGUUCUCUUUCAGGAUUGCCUGAA